AAGAGUUUCGUUCAAAAAAAUUAAUUCAUGCAAGGAUUACGCGUUAGUGAAAAUUAUUUAACUUUUAAAUAAACUCAACUCAAUCAUAUCAUCAAAACUAGGAAAUAUAUAUCAAACAUAUAAUGCAUAUAUAUAUAUAUAUAAAUAUACAUGUGUAUAAAGAAGAAACAAAAUAUAAAUAUAUGAAAUAAAAAUAAAUAAAUAUAUAACAGAUCCCCUCCAACUAUCCCGCUUAAUUCCUUCUUUAUAUGCAUAAUAGAAACUACUCCUUAAUCUGUUUCGCAAAAUCGAAUGUUUCAAGAUUUAAAGGCCACCACCGAUUUUAAAUAAAAACAUGUAAGAAAAUUAAAUUCAUCUCACUUAUCCAGGCAUUCUUGAGAAUACUAUGGCCUUUUUUUUAGCGGGGGGCACUUAUUGUACGCUUAUAUGCUUGAUCAAUAUGUACGCAUAUAGCAUUAGAUCGGUAUCUUCUUCAAAUUGUGACUUAUUGUCAACAAUUUAUCACAUUUUCGACAAGCGUGUUGUUGAGCUUUGGUUGUCUGGCACAUGGUUGGUAACCUAUCAGGUGACUUCCUAAAGAACAACAACGCACUAAAGACUCAUACGCUAAGCUAGAGAUUUUAUUCCAAUUUUUCGGAUCGCGUAAAUUGGAUUGGAUGACUGGAUGACUGCGAUGGCUGCUGAAUCUUUUUUCUUUACAUUUUCGACAAAGAAUUUGGUUUUUAGAUUUCUUGGACAUGUUUAGACAUCUUUCAGGGAACUUUCUGAGGGACGACGAUGCAUUAAAGAUUCGUACGCUAGACUAGAGCUUCUUCUUCCAGUUCUUUGGGAUAGCCGAAGUUGGGACCGAUGGAUGGCGGUGAGGGCUGCUGAGUCUUUUUUCUCUAAAUUUUCAGAACAGAAUUUCGUCUUUAGCUGUCUUGGACAUUUGUGGACACCUACCAGGCGACUUUUCAAAGAUGACUUUUAACGAUGAAUUAAAAAUCCAUACGCUAAACUAGAGUUUUCCAUUCCAAUUUCUUGGAUGGCGUAAGCUGGGAUGGAUAGAUGGGUGGCUGCUAAAUUACGUUCUGUGUCUUAGAAAUAGAAUGGCAAACCUACUGAACUUCUACGCUUUGGCGUUGACCAUAAUAUGACAGCACGUUAUACUCUUCUUAAGUAGGGUAUGGUUAUUAUCCACCAUGUCCACAUGUUUGAUCGAUAUAUGCCAACGAUAAUAUUGCAGACAGUGUAUUAAAAAUGUCAGCUUUUUUUUUAAACCCAGUUAACUGUCUAUGACGGACAUGUAUGCCAUCCGUCCUUGUCGGGUUUCCUCAUAAAAUUUUAUCAUUAUAUGUUUGCCAUCCUAAUGUGUUUCAGAAACUAUUUUUGCUAUUUUGUUAAGUCGUUUCAAUAUAACCUAAUUUCAUAUUACAAAUACUCCAUGUUUGACGAGAUGUCGACAUAACUAAUUGAUUAAUUACGCAUAUUUCUAAUCCUUCAGGCCUUUACACUAAUUUUUCGACUGCAUACAUAUUAAGGACACACUGACAGAAGAACAUGAUUACAUUGCAUCAGUAUGUCACACUGACCGAAAAAUUCCAUAAUGUACUAUAAUUUACUAGCAUCUCUAUAUAGUUUUCGCUGUUACAAAGGAAACGAUGAAAUUAAUAUAUCAACCCCAUCCUCAGAUGAUGGAUACAAUAAAUGAAAUAAUAAAUCAAGUUUAAUUGUACAUGUAUUUGGAAAUUUCUGAAACAAUAAUCGCAUAUUACAGAGGAAAAAAGGAAAAAAAAAAGCUAAACUCUUUGAAAAAUUGUUUUACAGUUGUCUGCAAAAUACUCCUGAAUAUUGUGCUUAUUUAAUGCAAAAAAUAAUAUAUUGAAAGUAAAAUUUAAAAAAAAAAAAAAUACUAAAACCACCUGCUAUUAAGUAUACAAUCCGCAAGCAACAUGACACAGUUUUGGAUAAUCAUUUUUUUAUAUCUAGGAUUAAUAACUCUCCCGGUUAUAGAUGGUCACACAGAUGCAGAAGUGCAACUAAGAGUACCCAGAUAUGUAGAACGUGGUAGCAGUGCUACGUUGGAAUGCAUACAUGACGUAGAACCCAUCGUAUUGUUUAAGGUGUCUUGGUUUCGAGAUGAGGUUAAAUUUUUUGAAUACGUUAAGGGACGUAAACUGCCGUUCAAAAAUUUUACUUUAGAUGGCGCUGACAUUGACUGGGAAUAUUCUAAUGAGUCUCAGGUGACUCUAGCCAAUGUCGAUUUUAAAUUGUCCGGACAAUUUCAUUGUGAAGUAUCGAUGACUUCACCAUUGUAUACAAAAGCAUCGAGCGAACAUUUAAUGAGCGUUUUUUUACCGCAAACAGGCCCACCGGUGAUUAGGUUUCGCAAACGCAGCCCUGUGGCAAUAGGUGAACGUUUAUUUGCACUUUGUAAUACAACACGUGCACGGCCAGCGCCUCACAUAACAUGGCUGAUAAAUGGCAAAAAGGUGGACGAGAAAUAUGUACGCACACAUCACGUUUAUUCGUUGAAUGGUAAAACCCAUCGUCGCUCACAGCAACAGCAAGAACAAGAGCUGGAAGUGCUGCAAGCGAAACAGAAGAAAGAGCAGAUGUCUAAAAUGCCUGACUCUCAACCGUUUUACAGUCAGCAGCAGCAACAAUACAAUCACAUAUAUCAGCUGCCAUUUCAUUUGCCCCAUUUGCUAACCGACCGUUAUGACAAAAGUUUGCGUUGGAGCGGCAAUCGACCAAUGGAGGAUUUAUCGGGCUUACAUAAAGGCCACCAUCACGAUGGCCAUCAUCAUGGCACAAUAUACUACAAUAAUCCAUUCAGUGCACUGACCAUCAUGCAUGAUAUCGAUAUUGAUGAUUAUCAUGAGAUUCAGCACCGCAACUAUGACAAUAAACAUAUGGAUACUGUCAAAAAACAUUUCGAUAUGAAGAAGCACAGAAAUUCUUCGAGUAGAAAAUAUCGUCAUAUUAACGAUAACGCUUUGGGCAUAAUACGUAGCACUUUGAAUAGUGGCGGCUUUGGUCCUGAACCACCAAACUUGAAUAACAAUUUAGGUUUGCCAGCAAAUGCCGGACCGAUGACAACUUUCGCAGCCAGUUAUGGCCGUCCUACGAUUCACGCAAGCGGUAGUAGUGCCGUAAUUGCUGCAGCCGCGGCCAUUACAGAUCUACAACAGGAAAAAGGUCUUUUCUCCGUAAGCCAACUAAAUGUAGAAUUAACUGAACAACAUGUUGAUAUCAGCGGACGAAUGGAGAUAACUUGUUUAGCGACAAUACCAUCAGCGGUAGGACCUGGCGAACAAUUUGCCGAUUACAAAACCUAUUCAAUUAAAUUGGAAGUUGGUCGACCGGAAAAGGAAACAUCAACAACAACGUCUUCAACAACACCCAGCAUAGGUAUGGCUGCCUUGGGUAAUGGCAUAACACCCUCAUCAGCGACAACAAGCAUCAAUGCACGAGAUUUCGGCUGCGUUCUAACGCUAACGAAUAUGCUACUUGUCUCGUGGCUACACUGUGUUUAUUAAAGUUCUGUACCGCAACGGGGAAUUUAUUCAUUGAAAUAGGCCCAAGGGAAAUGGUGGGUUAAGCAACCACGCCUUUGUAUAUCCACCGAACAUGUAUGUAGGUAAAGACAAUGUUUCAUUGUUUUCUGUUCAUUUUGUUUUAUUUAUUAUUAUUUUGGUAGCAAUCAAUGAAGCUGGGGAAAGGAAAUUACUUUAAUUUUCCUUUUUUUUUUUUUUUUUAUUUACUUUUUCUUUUCUUAAGUAUAACUUUACAAACAUCAAGCCAAUGAGUACCUUGAAAAUGUAAUGUAACAAACAAUUAGUGAAUAUUUGGAAAAAUAAACAAAAAAAAAAAAAAGAAAAAGAAAUUCUAAUAUAAGGACAACAAGGGUUGAAAAGUUGAUUUAAGUAGUGUUAAUGUACGUGCAUGUGAGUGUGUGAAUUUGGGUAUGUAGGAAUAGGAAAUUAAAAAUCCUUUUAGAAAUUUAGAAAGUAACCAACCAAAAAAAAAAUGAAGAAAUGUGUAUAUAUAUAUA
Messenger RNA from Glossina fuscipes, 4036 nucleotides. RefSeq lists its product as uncharacterized. The coding region runs from base 1932 to 3521 and encodes 529 amino acids. NCBI's taxonomy places the organism in Eukaryota, Metazoa, Arthropoda, Insecta, Diptera, Glossinidae. The record is from RefSeq and is a predicted model, not a curated record. The transcript is spliced from 9 exons.